Molecule: messenger RNA, 2287 nt
Organism: Anastrepha obliqua
Lineage: Eukaryota; Metazoa; Arthropoda; Insecta; Diptera; Tephritidae
Product: sodium-independent sulfate anion transporter-like
Exons: 10
Coding region: 310-2148 (612 amino acids)
Biological process (GO): transmembrane transport
Cellular component (GO): membrane
Molecular function (GO): sulfate transmembrane transporter activity
Source: RefSeq, a predicted model, not a curated record
AGGUUGUCCAAAUAAGUCUGAAGCACUCACAGACUACAUUGGACAACCUAACCGUUCUCCUGGCGGAGGAGGACGUCGACAUCACCUUUAUUCAGGAACUUUGAGUGCGGACCACCAGUGCGUGUGGUAAAGAGGUUUACUGAAAAAAACUACAAGCUGUGCUAUAAACAGGUUUAAGUUCACAAGGUGUGACAGUUGUUGGGGUGGAGGUCGCUGACGGCGUCAGCAACAUACUUCUAACCGGCCAGCACCACCCGAGGAGGCUCGCAGGCUUGUGCUCGAAAACAAAAACAAAAUCCUGUUACUCGAAUGCGACGCCAACGCGAGGCAUGGGGAAGCUUUGAAACGAAUGACCGAGUUGGAUUAUACGAGCCACAAAACUCUAAUAUUGGUUCAACAAUUUUAAACAGUAGUAAAAAACUCUGCCGGCCAAGUAUUAUCACAGGGAAAUUCCCAAUUCUAAAGUGGCUACCUAAAUAUCAGCCAACAUUUCUACUUCGAGAUGCUAUUGCCGGAUUUACAGUUGGCCUUACAACUAUCCCCCAAGCAAUUGCUUAUGGCACCGUCGCGGGCUUGCAACCCCAAUACGGUCUUUAUGCAGCCUUUAUGGGAUGUUUCACCUAUAUUAUAUUUGGUUCCUGCAAGGACAUAACCAUUGCCACCACAGCAAUCAUGGCAAUGAUGGUGCACGAUUACGCAGUUAUAACACCUGACUACGCCGUCUUAAUAUCCUUUCUAGCGGGUUGCAUUAUAUUGGUCCUGGGAAUCCUUAAUCUAGGCGUACUUGUGCGAUUUAUUUCCGUGCCUGUCAUCACGGGAUUCACAAUGGCUGCAGCAUGCACAAUUGGUAGUGCGCAAGUUAACAAUCUGUUCGGGAUGAAAAGUCCGUCAACAGAAUUUAUUGCGGCGUGGAAAUAUUUAUUUACACACAUAACAUCAAUUCGUUUGAAUGACUCUUUACUUGGCGUAUCCAGUCUUAUAUUUCUUCUAUUGUUAAAGCAAGUGAAAAAUAUACCCUUCGGCAAUAAGAUAAUUUGGAAAUAUAUUUCUCUAUCUCGCAACGCUAUGGUAGUAAUAUUUGGAACGUUUUUGUCAUAUCAGUUAAGUCGAGAUGGAUCGUCGCCAUUCGAAAUUACUAGUAACAUUACAGCAGGACUGCCACCGUUCCGACUACCACCGUUCAGCACAUAUGUCGAUGGAAAGGAGGUGUCUUUCAGUGAGAUGAUAAGCACAAUAGGAUCUUCGUUGGCAUCGAUACCAUUGGUAUCGAUCCUUGAAAUAGUGGCAAUAGCCAAAGCAUUUUCCAAAGGUAAAAUUGUUAACGCAUCACAGGAAAUGAUCGCUCUUGGCAUGUGUAACAUUAUGGGGAGUUUCGUUACAUCUAUGCCAGUAACAGGUUCAUUUACAAGAACAGCUGUUAACAAUGCUAGUGGAGUUAAAACGCCAUUAGGCGGUGCUGUAACGGGUUCGAUGGUAUUGAUAGCAUUGGCGUUUCUCACACAAACUUUCUACUAUAUUCCGAAAGCAACUUUGGCCUCGGUUAUUAUUGGAGCUAUGAUAUCUCUUGUUGAACUGAAGAAAUUGCGCGAUAUAUGGAAAUCAAAAAAAAUCGAUCUUUUUCCAUUUCUUUUAACGUUUUUGACUUGUCUAUUUUGGAGUCUUGAAUACGGGAUUAUUUGCGGUAUAAUAUUCAAUAUUACUUUUAUAUUGUAUAGAAGCGCAAGACCACAAAUAUAUUUAGAAAAGAAAAGGGUUAAUGAUUUUGAUGUAUGCUUUGUGGAUGUCAAGCAGACACUGGAUUUCGCGUCUGCUGAAUAUCUGAAAGAAAAAGUAGUGAAGUUUAUGAGCGAAUAUAGAUAUGAUAUUAGUCUCGUUAUUAUAAAAGGAGCAGAGAUUAAUUCAAUUGACUAUACAGUCGCUAUGAACAUAAUUUCGCUUAAAGAGGACCUUGAGGUGCUUAAAUGUGAUCUCGUAUGCUGGAAUUGGAAUAUUUGCGCAGCAGGAGUUAUUUGCAGAUUAAAUAGAGACUUGAGCUGCAUGUUUAAAAAUGAACAGAGUAUCGAGGAGGUGGUGAAUAACUAUUAUCUAGCUCUGCAAAGGAAAAAUGCAGACUCUAGUGGUACUCUAUCCACAAACGCUUCAUCAUAAAUAAUAUUAUAACUAACUAUAUCUUACAUAGUGCCGGCAUUAUAGUUGUACUUAGCUGUACUUACUUGUAAUUCCUCUUCAAUAUUUUUUUAUAUUUGCAAAUGAAAGCACCAAUAAAACGUUUUACUUAUGUUCAUAA